CGACAAUAUAUAUUUAUAUAUUUAUAUAAUGAGUAUUGAAUUCGGACCGGAACCCAAAAAGCUCCGGCCAACAUGCAGCAGCGACUCCAGCUUCUCGUCGGAGGAGGAGCUCCGCCACAUGGCGCUGACGCCGCCGAAGCAGAAGAGCCGUAAGCGUCUGUCGAAGCAGCUCUCCAUGUGCGAGACUCCACGCGACGUUGCGUGGGAGAGACGGCGGCGCCAGAUUCUGGAGCAAGAGCAGAGGAAGAAUAUGAGCGUCGUUGAAUCGGCCGGCGAUGAUUUGACCGACGAGGAUCUUAACGAACUCAAAGGGUGUAUAGAGCUUGGGUUUGGAUUCAAAGAGGAAGAGGGUCAGAAGCUUUGUGGCACUUUACCGGCUCUUGAUCUUUACUUCGCCGUUAACCGGUCUCUGAGUCCGGUGUCGACGCCGCAGAGUCGGGCCUCCACGUCGUCUUCUUCCGUCGGACAGUCGCCGUCGUUUGGAAGCCCUAGGAGCGAAUCCGACUCAUGGAAAAUCUGCAGCCCCGGUGAUAAUCCUCAACAAGUUAAAACGAAGUUAAGGCAUUGGGCUCAAGCCGUUGCUUGUUCGGUGAUGCAAUCGUCAUCUUGA
This is a messenger RNA of Humulus lupulus (European hop), 610 nucleotides long. RefSeq lists its product as uncharacterized. Bases 29 to 610 code for a protein of 193 amino acids. The transcript is spliced from 2 exons. The record is from RefSeq and is a predicted model, not a curated record. Lineage: Eukaryota; Viridiplantae; Streptophyta; Magnoliopsida; Rosales; Cannabaceae.